Molecule: messenger RNA, 3290 nt
Organism: Conger conger (European conger)
Lineage: Eukaryota; Metazoa; Chordata; Actinopteri; Anguilliformes; Congridae
Exons: 18
Coding region: 128-3238 (1036 amino acids)
Biological process (GO): neutrophil migration
Cellular component (GO): apical plasma membrane; cell surface
Molecular function (GO): protein binding; calcium ion binding
Source: RefSeq, a predicted model, not a curated record
GGUAUCGCUAUUAACCUUAUGUGUAGCGAAAUGAUGUCGACAGCUGAAUGUUUUGUUUUUUAUCGCGCAUAAACUAUCGCUUUCUCACAGAGGGACAGAAGUUCAAAUAUUCACUGAGACAAGUAAUAUGCUAAGUUUUUUGUGGUUUUGUGUAAAAUACGUCCUCAUAAUACAGACUCCAAUGCGGUCUACGAGGUUUGGAUCCGCGUUUGUUCUCUCACUUGCGAUAUCACUGCUGCUUUCGUCCUCUUUGGGAAGCUGCAGCAGUCUGGUCUUCUCGGUCUGUUGGGUUCUAAAUAUCAGCGCCCACGAGAACAGACCAGAUAUCAAUGUAUGGCUGGACAACACUGAGCUGACCGCCAUAGGAAGUCAAGGCAAAUUUGUGUCUUUGUCGGUAACGCCACUCGAUGUACAUGAAUUACGCACCGAAUAUGAAGGAAUCGCACAAGUGUGGAACUUCUCGAUUGUUUCGGAUUCCAUAAAUGUGAGUGGCACACAGAGAACGGCGCAUCUUCCCUCCAGCGCAACUGCGGAAGCGCUCAAGACUUUCCGGACAGAGGAAGUGUUUCCCUGUGAAAACAGCACAGAGUAUCUCCAUCAGAAGGAGAGCUUCAUCAUCGCGCUUGGCUACUCCCGUCGCUUUCCCCUGAGGCAGGAGUCUGGGGCUGCCUCUGCGCUCCUGGUGGCCUGGAGCGGGAGAUCCCUGGCGGCUUACGACCCCCCGCACAGAGUGACUCUGUACCAGCUGGAGCCGAGCGGCCUGGUGCCCUUGUGCAACGAUACCACACACGCGCCGCGCUACCGCUUCACCGGCCUGCAGGGGUGCGGGAGCUACGUGGCGUGUGUGGAGAGGGCGCGCGGCCCCUCCCUCCUGUGCCUCGCCACGCUCACCGAUCCCGACGUGCCCGCAAACUUCCGGGUGACGGCGUGGGACAGCAGCAGCCUGACGGUGGGGUGGGACUAUCCCCCGAGCGACCGGCUGGCCUCCUUCCUGGUCACCGUCUUCCAUACGAACGGCUCCGGCCACGUCCUGGAGGAGAGGAGGUACAGGCAGGAGCCCGACCGGCGCGGGUUCACGGCGGGGCCUCUGUCGCCCUGCAGCAGGGUGCGGCUGGGCCUGCAGGCCGAGUGCCGGGGUCCAGGCCCCGCCCGCCCCAGCGCCAUGGCCCUCAGUGACGGAAACUCUGCAAACUCUGAAAUCAUAAACCUGCGCCAGUCCACCUCCGGGCCGCACAGCUACACGGUGCGCUGGUCUGUGCGGAACUUCUCGUCCGUCUCCAGCUUUCGGGUGUACCACCAGGGGGCGCUCCGGGGCUCCACCCUCCUCAGCUGGCACACGGUGACGGGCCUGCUGCCCUGCAGGCAGUACAGCUGCAGGGUGGAGGCUUUGUGUGGGGCCAGCACGGUCAUGAGCUCCACCACCAUCCCCACCAGCACAGGCCCUGGCGAUGUGCUGGAUCUCCGGUUUCGGCAGGAGGACUCGAUGGCCUUGUGGAGCAGCAGUUCUGGGGCGGGCCUAGCGCUCUCAUACUGGCUCUCUGAGAGAGGCCAGCCAGUCGUCCAGCAGGGCAGGCUUGAGGGUCCCCCCCUGUCUCUGAAGGGCCUGAGGCCUGGUGCCCUGUAUGACCUGGAGGUGGUGCCAGAGUGCCCAGGGGGUGCAGAGCAGGGCGCCACAGCUGUGCUGCAGUUCACCACAGAAGAAGUCCCCGGCGACGCCGCCAGAAAUUCCAGAGCCCGAUCCAGUGGCACCACCAGCGAACGCUCUGCAGGCCCAACCACAGAGCGGCUCGGACUGCAGGGCCGUCUCGCGGACCACAGGAUGUUCCUUGUUGUGCCGUGGACAAUUCCGUCACCGCUGAAAGAUCCAGCUGCAGAGUCUCGGGUCCUGCUGGAGGGCGUAAUUAAACACCAGCUGCAGAGCUUGCUGAGGAAAUCCUGGCCGAGAGCCGAGGUGCAGCUGAUCUCUUUUGAAGACUACGAGAAGAAAACGAAAACCAAGAUCACUUUUGAAAGCUCCGACGUUUCGAGCCAGAAUGGGGUGGUGAGCCUGCUCCCAAAGGAGCAACUGCAGUACUUUACCUCGCUCAACCACCCCAACAUCACGGUCACUGAGGAGGUCUUGUACUGGCAGGACCCUGACGAGUGUGUCGACUCUGCCCUGAAUGAGUGUGGCUCACACUCCCUCUGCAUCAACACCCUGGACUCCUUCACCUGCGUGUGUCAGCCGGGUUACUAUGACCUCAGCCCCUUCCUCACCCCAGCCUGCCACGAAACGGGGAUGUUCUCGCGCUGCCAGACGGGUGACGUCUCGGGCGCCGUCUCCAAGCCUUUCCUCCUCCGGCACUUUGGCGGGAACGUGACCGCCGUCCUCAACGACGGCCGCUGCUCCCUCCAAGAGACGGACAAGUUGUAUUACUACAGGAUGACUAGCGCCCCUUCUCUGUGCGGAGGGGAAACGCUGCUGAACCAGACUCAUGUGUCUCUGAGGAACACUAUGACCGUGACCCUGAGCAGUGGGAGCUCCAUCACGCGGAGGGACCUGAAGGUGCUGUGGACCUGUGCCUACCCCCUGCUCCACACCUCCACCGCCCACACCCAGCCUGGCCUGGCAUGGUUCUCCUCUCACAGCGUGGUGCAGGCCAGCUCCUCGCGCCUCCUGCAGCUCAGCAUGGGCCUUUACAGCGACGCCUCCUACGCCUCCUCCCACGCCUACGCCGGCCCUGUGGAGCUGCCCCUCUCCGCGCGCCUGCACAUCCAGGUGACCCUGCACUCCCAGGACAGCCUGGCCUUCCAAAUGAGCCUGCAGCUGGAGGCCUGCUGGGCCACAGAGACCACCGACCCACUGGAGGAGAGGAGGGCCUUUUACCUGAAGGAAGGCUGCCCCAACGACAGAACCUUCCGCUGGCACCUCCAGGAUGGCUGGCCUCAGAGGAGAAGGUUUUCGAUUCAGAUGUUCACCAUGUCUGACCACGCCCACGUCUACCUCCACUGCCUCACCCGCAUAUGCAGCCCGGACGAGGACUGCACCACGAACUGCAGCGAAGGCCGAAAGGUGAAAAGAGAUCUACCAGACACACUGACGGCCAUCGUUUCAGCAGGGCCCAUCUCUGCCGCAACAGAGGAACUCUCAAAUUGGACUGCUGCCCUGAUCAUACUCUCUGUGGGUGGAGGACUGAUUGGCCUCUUUGUUCUGACUGCACUGGGUGUGCGUGCUGCACAGGUCCUAGCACAGCCAUAGACAAUGAAGAUCCAUGUACACCUGCACUGUGCCCUUAUUCUGUUAUUGUACA